Capra hircus (goat) is the source of this 10770-nucleotide messenger RNA. RefSeq names its product multiple PDZ domain crumbs cell polarity complex component (gene MPDZ). The record is from RefSeq and is a predicted model, not a curated record. NCBI's taxonomy places the organism in Eukaryota, Metazoa, Chordata, Mammalia, Artiodactyla, Bovidae. Gene Ontology annotation, molecular function: protein binding. Bases 372 to 6665 code for a protein of 2097 amino acids. The transcript is spliced from 48 exons.
CGCAGCCCGGGCGGCCCGAGCCUCGCCGCCGCCAACGCCGCCGCCUCCGCGGCAGCCCCGGUUGGCGCAAGUGCGGCGCACGCAGCGGGAGGGGGCGACGGAGGCUGAAGCUGGCUUCGGGCCGCCGGUGCUCGGGCGGGAUUAAGUUUCUCGGUCGCGCGGGAGCGUCUGUGCGCGUUCAUUCCGAAGCUCCUCGCCGGGCCGUUACUUCGCGACAGAAGAGAGCAAGCGUGGGCGAGGCGAGGCUCCCCGCGUCCCCACCCCCUGCCCCUUUAGCGUUCCCGCCGAGGGCGGCCGUCGCGAGCCGGAGUUCCAUUGUAGUUGUUGGUUUAUAAUCAUUCUAAAGAAGAACAUUGAAAUUUGGAAAAAAAAUGUUAGAAACUAUAGACAAAAAUCGGGCUGUGCAGGCAGCAGAGCGCUUGCAGGCCAAGCUGCGGGAACGUGGGGAUGCAGCAAAUGAAGACAAACUGAACCUUCUCAAGUCAGUGCUGCAGAGCCCGCUCUUCAGCCAGAUUCUGAACCUUCAGACUUCCAUACAGCAGCUGAAAGACGAGGUAAACAUUGCAACUUCAACAAUUUCAAAUGUCGAGUAUGGUCAUAUUCCGCAUCUCAGCCCAGGUGUAAUUCCUACUCUACAAAAUGAAUCAUUUUUAUCAUCCCCAAAUAAUGGAAAUCUGGAAGUUCUUACAGGAUUGGGUACUACUGCACACAUCAAUGGGAAACCUGCUUGUGAUGAAUUUGAUCAACUGAUCAAAAAUAUGGCCCAGGGUCGCCAGGUAGAGGUUUUUGAGCUCCUCAAGCCUCCAUGUGGAGGCCUUGGGUUCAGUGUGGUGGGACUGAGGAGUGAAAACCGGGGAGAGCUGGGUAUAUUUGUGCAGGAGAUCCAGGAGGGCAGUGUGGCCCACAGAGAUGGAAGAUUGAAGGAAACUGACCAAAUCCUUGCUAUUAAUGGACAGGCACUGGAUCAGACAAUUACACAUCAGCAGGCCAUCAGCAUCCUGCAGAAAGCCAAAGAUACUGUCCAGCUGGUUAUAGCCAGAGGCUCAUUGCCUCAGCUUAUCAGCCCCAUAGUUUCCCGUUCUCCAUCUGCAGCGAGCACAAUUUCAGCUCAUUCUAACCCGGUUCACUGGCAGCAUGUGGAAACUAUUGAAUUGGUUAAUGACGGUUCUGGUCUGGGCUUUGGCAUCGUAGGAGGAAAAGCAACUGGUGUGAUUGUGAAGACCAUUCUGCCUGGAGGUGUAGCUGAUCAGCAUGGGCGAUUAUGCAGUGGAGACCACAUUCUAAGGAUUGGUGAUACAGAUCUAGCAGGAAUGAGCAGUGAGCAGGUAGCCCAAGUCCUCAGACAGUGUGGAAAUAGAGUGAAGUUGAUGAUUGCAAGAGGUGCCAUUGAAGAACCAACAGCACCUACCUCUUUGGGCAUCACCCUUUCCUCAUCCCCAGCUUCUACGCCAGAAAUGAGGGUUGAUGCUUCAACUCAGAAAAGUGAAGAAAGUGAGACAUUUGACGUAGAACUCACUAAAAAUGUCCAAGGAUUAGGAAUUACUAUUGCUGGAUACAUUGGAGAUAAAAAAUUAGAACCUUCAGGGAUCUUUGUUAAGAGCAUUACAAAGAGCAGUGCCGUGGAACAUGAUGGAAGAAUCCAAAUUGGAGACCAAAUUAUAGCAGUAGAUGGCACAAACCUUCAGGGCUUUACCAAUCAACAAGCAGUGGAGGUGUUGCGGCACACAGGGCAGACUGUGCAGCUGACGCUAAUGAGAAGAGCUAAGCAGGAUGCUGAACUGGCGUCACGGGAGGACGUCACAAAAGAUGCAGUUUUGUCUCCUGUUAAUGCAGAUGUUAGCAAAGAUAAUUAUCAAGAAGAUGAAGAUUCUUUAUCUCUGAGGAGAAACACCAGCAUAUUACCAAUUGAAGAAGAAGGUAAACACAUGGAGCCAGUGUCAGCUGAGCGAGAAGAAAUAGAAGAUGCUCAACAACAGGAAGCUGCCCUGCUGACCAAGUGGCAAAGGAUUAUGGGGAUUAAUUAUGAAAUUGUGGUGGCUCAUGUGAGCAAGUUCAGCGAGAACAGUGGGUUGGGAAUAAGUCUGGAAGCAACAGUAGGCCAUCAUUUUAUUCGAUCUGUCCUCCCGGAAGGUCCUGUUGGACACAGUGGGAAGCUUUUCAGUGGAGAUGAGCUGUUGGAAGUGAAUGGCAUAACUCUACUUGGGGAGAAUCACCAGGAGGUGGUGACCAUAUUAAAAGAGCUACCUAUAGAGGUGACAAUGGUGUGCUGUCGUCGAACGGUGCCACCUACUGCCCCGUCAGAGUUGGAGAGCCUGGACUUAUGUGACAUUGAACUAACAGAAAAGCCUCACGUAGAUCUAGGUGAGUUCAUCGGGUCCUCGGAGACAGAGGAUCCUGUGCUGACUAUGACUGAUGUGGAUCAGAAUGCAGAGGAAGUUCAAGGACCUUUGGCUAUGUGGGAAGCCGACAUUCAGAACAUAGAGCUGGAGAAAGGGAGCAAAGGACUUGGUUUUAGCAUUUUAGAUUACCAGGAUCCAGUUGAUCCAGCAAGCACUGUGAUCGUCAUUCGUUCUUUGGUGCCUGGUGGAAUUGCCGAAAAGGAUGGACGACUUCUUCCUGGAGAUCGACUCAUGUUUGUUAAUGAUGUUAACUUGGAAAACAGCAGUCUCGAAGAAGCUGUCCAGGCCCUGAAGGGUGCACCAUCAGGAACUGUGAGAAUAGGAGUUGCCAAGCCUUUGCCUCUGUCCCCAGAAGAGGGUUAUGUUUCUGCUAAGGAGGAUUCCUUUCUCUACCCGCCACAUUCCUGCGAGGAGGAAGGGCUGGCUGAUAAAGCCCUCUUCAGGGCUGACUUGGCUCUGGUGAACGCAAAUGAUGCUGACUUAGCAGAUGAAUCUGCCUUUGAGUCGCAGUACUCUCCUGAUAAUGGCAGUAUCUACUCCACUCAAGCCUCUAUUUUAUCUCUUCACAGCAGUGCUUGUAGUGAUAACCUGAAUUACGGUCCCUCCCUUCCAUCUUCUCCUCCCAAGGAUAUUACUGAAAAUUCCUCAGAUUCAGUACUUGAUCUGCAGAUGUCCUUGGAGGAGCUAUAUGCCCAAAAUCUCUUGCAAAGACAGGAUGAGAGUGUGCCUUCAGUGAACUUGAGCAUGGGGCCGGCUUCUGGCUUUACCAUGAAUGACUAUACACCUGCAAAUGCUAUUGAACAGCACUAUGAAUGUGACAGCUUAAGAGCGUGGACUGAAUCUCACCUACCAAAUGAAGUUGCAUCAAGUGCAGAGCUGAAUUCUCCUGUGCUGACUGAUUCGACUGGAAAGGGCUCCAAGUUCUUAAUUCCACAAGGUUCCCUGGCCUCUGCUGCUGAGUGUGUCAUGCUCCAAAAUACACCCAGAGAAUCUUUCGAGAGGACUAUUGUGAUAGCAAAAGGCAAUUCUAGCUUAGGAAUGACAGUAAGUGCUAAUAAAGACGGCUUGGGGGUGAUUGUUCGAAGCAUUAUUCACGGAGGUGCCAUUAGCCGAGAUGGUCGGAUUGCUGUUGGGGACUGCCUCUUGUGUAUUAAUGAAGAAUCUACUAUCAGUUUAACCAAUGCCCAGGCACGAGCCCUGUUGAGAAGACAUUCUCUCAUUGGGCCUGACAUAAAAAUUACUUAUGUACCUGCAGAAUAUUUGGAAGAGUUCAAAAUAAGCUUGGGGCAGCAAUCUGGAGGAAUAAUGGCACUGGAUAUUUUUGCUUCCUACACUGGCAGAGACAUUCCAGAGCUACCAGAGAGAGAAGAAGGAGAGGGGGAAGAAAGUGACCUUCAAAAUGCAGCCUACAGCAACUGGAAUCAGCCUCGGCGGGUUGAACUUUGGCGAGAACCAAGCAAAUCCUUGGGAAUCAGCAUUGUUGGUGGACGAGGGAUGGGGAGUCGUCUAAGCAAUGGUGAAGUGAUGAGGGGCAUUUUCAUCAAACAUGUUCUUGAAGAUAGUCCAGCUGGCAAAAAUGGAACCCUGAAACCUGGAGAUAGAAUAGUAGAGGUGGAUGGCAUGGACCUCAGAGAUGCAAGCCAUGAACAAGCUGUGGAAGCCAUUCGGAAAGCAGGCAACCCUGUAGUCUUUCUGGUACAGAGCAUUAUAAACAGACCAAGGAAAUCCCCUUUGCCUUCCUUGCCGCACAACCUUUACCCUAAGUACAAGUUCAGCAGCACUAACCCAUUUGCUGAUUCUCUACAGUUCACCGCUGACAAGGCAUUACAGAAAUCAAGUAGAGUUCUCUUCCGUUGUUCCCCAACUAAUCCUUUUGCUCCCACACCAUUUAAGGUGCCCAGUCAGUCAGAAUCAGAGCCAGAAAAGCCUCCUCUGUGCCACUCGCCUCCACCCCUGCCUCCAGUGUUGGCAGAAAUGAGUGGCGAUCACGCUCUGUCAUCUGCAAAUGAAACCUCAGAAGAUGUGGAUGAAGAGGAUGAGUUUGGUUACAGCUGGAAAAAUAUCAGAGAACGUUACGGAACCCUCACAGGCGAGCUCCACAUGAUCGAACUAGAGAAAGGUCGUAGUGGUUUGGGUCUGAGUCUUGCUGGGAACAAAGACCGAUCAAGGAUGAGUGUUUUUAUAGUGGGGAUUGAUCCAAACGGAGCAGCUGGGAAAGAUGGUCAACUGCAGAUUGCAGAUGAGCUUCUAGAGAUCAAUGGUCAAAUUUUAUAUGGAAGAAGUCAUCAGAAUGCUUCAUCAAUCAUCAAAUGUGCCCCUUCUAAAGUAAAAAUAAUUUUUAUCAGAAAUAAAGAUGCAGUGAGUCAGAUGGCUGUAUGUCCUGGGCAUACAGUGGAACCCUCGCCGGCUACAUCGGAGAAUCUUCAAAAUAAGGAGGCUGAACCGAGUGGUAUUACUUCUGACGCAGUUGUUGACCUCAGUUCAUUGACAAACGUGCAACAUCUAGAACUUCCUAAGGAUCAGGGGGGUUUGGGCAUUGCCAUAAGUGAAGAAGAUACACUCAGUGGGGUCAUCAUAAAGAGUCUAACAGAGCAUGGGGCAGCAGCCAAGGAUGGACGGCUGAAAGUUGGAGAUCAGAUCUUGGCUGUCGAUGAUGAAGUUGUUGUUGGCUAUCCUGUUGAAAAGUUUAUUAACCUUCUGAAAACUGCAAAGACAAAAGUGAAAUUGACGAUCCGCGCUGAGAAUCCAGACUCCCAGGCUACUACUUCAGGAACUGAUACAGCCAAUGGAGAAAGGAAGAGCAGCCCCCAGUCUCCAGUGGUCCCACUGCCUAGCUCUCCGGAACCAGAGCCCACGCGAAGUACAAGCAGGUCGUCAACACCAGCAAUCUUCGCUUCUGAUCCUGCAACCUGCCCCAUCAUCCCAGGCUGUGAAACAACAAUUGAGAUUUCCAAAGGGCGGACAGGACUGGGCCUGAGCAUUGUUGGGGGGUCCGACACACUGCUGGGUGCCAUUAUUAUCCAUGAAGUUUAUGAAGAAGGAGCAGCAUGUAAAGAUGGAAGACUCUGGGCUGGAGAUCAGAUUUUAGAGGUAAAUGGAAUUGACUUGAGGAAGGCCACACAUGAUGAAGCAAUAAAUGUCCUAAGACAAACACCACAAAGGGUGCUCCUGACGCUGUACAGAGAUGAGGCCCCAUACAAAGAGGAGGACGUGUAUGACACCCUCACCGUAGAGCUGCAGAAGAAGCCAGGGAAAGGCCUGGGGUUGAGUAUUGUUGGUAAAAGAAAUGAUACUGGAGUGUUUGUGUCCGAUGUUGUCAAAGGAGGCAUUGCAGAUGCUGAUGGGCGACUGCUACAGGGAGACCAGAUACUGAUGGUGAAUGGAGAAGACGUCCGCCAUGCAACGCAGGAAGCGGUUGCGGCUCUGCUGAAGUGUUCCCUAGGCACAGUAACCUUGGAAGUUGGAAGAGUCAAAACUGGUCCAUUCCAUUCGGAGAGGAGACCUUCUCAAAGCAGCCAGAUGAGUGAAGCCAGCCUGUCCUCAUUCACUUUUCCACUUUCGGGAUCCGGUACAUCUGAGUUACUGGAAAGUAGUUCAAAGAAGAAUGCACUGGCAUCUGAAAUACAGGGAUUAAGAACUGUUGAAAUUAAAAAGGGGCCCACUGACUCAUUGGGUAUCAGCAUUGCUGGAGGAGUGGGCAGUCCACUGGGUGAUGUUCCUAUAUUUAUUGCAAUGAUGCACCCGAAUGGAGUUGCAGCUCAGACGCAGAAACUCAGAGUUGGGGAUAGGAUUGUCAGUAUCUGUGGCACAUCCACUGAGGGGAUGACUCACACCCAGGCAGUUAACUUACUGAAAAAUGCCCCUGGCUCCAUUGAAAUGCAGGUGGUUGCUGGCGGAGACGUGAGUGUGGUCACAGGUCAUCAACAGGAGCCUGCCAGUUCUAGUCUUUCUCUCACUGGGCUGACGUCAAGUAGUAUAUUUCAAGAUGACUUAGGGCCUCCUCAGUGUAAGUCAAUUACACUAGACCGAGGACCAGAUGGCUUAGGCUUCAGUAUAGUAGGAGGAUAUGGCAGUCCUCAUGGAGACUUACCCAUUUACGUUAAAACAGUGUUUGCGAAGGGAGCAGCCUCCGAAGAUGGCCGUCUAAAGAGGGGUGAUCAGAUCAUUGCUGUCAAUGGGCAGAGUCUGGAAGGGGUAACCCACGAAGAAGCUGUUGCCAUCCUUAAGCGGACAAAAGGCACUAUCACUUUGAUGGUUCUCUCCUGAAUUUGCUGCCAGAAUUGAGCCACUUCAACUUCUCCCUCACAUCCCACACUAUAAAGAGAGUGAUCCUGCAUAUUCUUCCCAGGCUGUGUUCACUGGGCUCUUCAGUCCUGUAGGAAAAAAAAAAAUAACAUUUAAGUUUGUUUUGUCAUAUGGAAAUGAUUUUCUUACUGACACUCUAGCAUCACUUUCCCAUUCUCUUUAUAUUUUGUGAUGUAAACUCAAAGAGAAGGGCUCUUUGUUUGCAUAGAUAAAGCUGGUCUUUCUUCCUGAAGAUACCUGACAUUUUAUAAUCAGGUGGGCAAAUUUUAAUGUAUGAUCAGUGUUUAGUAGAGAAAGAAAAAGUCACUCAAAAGCUAACCAAGGAGAAGUGGCUUCAUGAAAUUAAGGUGAAAAAUGAAAGUAUAAGGAAGAAAAUCUCGAGUUUUAUAAAAAUGUAUUUUGUUAAUCUACCUUCUCUCCCCACUUCUAAGGAAAGUUAUACUGAAAGUCUUUAAAAAUUCUUUCAGUAUUUAAUUAUUUUAAAUAUUACUUAUUAAACAUUGCAUCUCCUAGCUCUAAUAUAUACAUAUAUAGUUUUCUCCAAAAAUGGGCUUCAUGAUCAAGUAAAAUAGCAGCAAUAGGAAUCAAUGUCCCUGAGUUUGUAAAGAAACCAUUUAUUGCACAUCUUGAGGUUCAUUUUCAUUUUUGACAUAAAAUAUUUCACCUUUCUAUAAGUAAAAUGAUGGCUUUAUCCUGUAUUGACUAUGGUUUCUCUAGAAAGCCUCCAUGCUAACCAUGAAGGAGCGUGGAAGUUUCUCUGAAUUGUUAGUUCUGGUAUUAAGGGAUGCUUUGCUGAAAAUAUGUCUGUGUGCUGUGCAAUUGGUUUUCAGUUAGUAUUAAUCUUAAUGACAGAGAAAAAAGCAGUGUGUUGGUAAUUAUUUUGGUUGUAUGCCAUUAGUAAAUUGAUAGAAAAAUUAAGGGGAUUAACAUAACUUCAUUUCAUUGCCUUAUAUUAACAUCUUAUAAUACAAUAGUUUAAGACUAAGGGAAACAGAUGGAGCUGUUUAUUGAGACAACUGGUGAGGAAUUAUCAUGUGUUCAUUCCCAUUUUAGAGCGUGAAACUCCUACAUUAGAAUAUAUAAAGUCAUUUUGAAUAUUAUCUAUAUUUGUAACAAAAGUAGUGUACAGAUAUUUUAUUACAGCACUUUUGUGUAAAUGCAGAAUUGAAGUGAAUAAAAAGUUUCAUGGUGCACCAAAAAAAAAAAAAAAGGCAGGCAUAUUAUUUUUUGUUCUUUUCACUGGGAAAGAGCUUUAUUGUUCAAAAUUUGCAAUUUAAAAUUGGUUUUUAUCAUGUCUAACUGAACAUAUGGUGUCCAUAGUUACAGUUAGAGGAACUUUGGACAACUGCAUUAUGAAAAGCUCAAUGUUUUUUAUGCUAAAGAUUCAUAAACUCUGCAUAGAGUGGAGGAAGAAAACAGUAUUGAAGAAAGAGAGGUGUUGUGCCUGUAUGUGCUUUCUGAAAUGCUGAGUGAAGCAGUGUUUUGAGUUGUUCUUUAGAGGGGUCAAGAGCUAAAGCAUGUUCAGAUAGAAAAAGUCAUAAUGAAAAUUAUUUUUAAUAAGAUGAGAAAUAUGAUUUGAACCCUGAGCAAGGAAUUGGAGAACCUUUGUUCUGCCAGUUCUUUCCCUAAUUAGCUGAUGAACAUAUUCAUUCCCUCUGAUUUAUCUCCUGUGUGAAGUGAUAGGUUAUUUUAUCCCAAAUCUUGUUGUCAAGUUCUAAAAUAUAAAAAUUCUGUGAUUCUUAGAUAUACAAAAUGAAUGGAUAGAGCUACACGUUGCAAGAAUUCAGGAGAUGUCCUUCCCAACUAACUCUUAUAAGCUGAGAUACCUGAUGCUGCAAAAUGAAUUUCAGGAUCCCAGUGACACAGUCAACUUCUUAGUCUCCAAGGAAUGGCCCUUCAUCAUGAAGGCAUGUCAGGAUCCUCUCAUGGUUGGCUGCUGGAAGCUGAGCCACCCACUUUUAUCUUUUAACUAGCAAAGGUCUUAUGGAGGCCACUCUAUGGCAUGCCCUAGGAAGGCAAGUUAACCAAUGAAUGUUGGCUUGAGUAUGUGUGUGAGAGUACUACAGUGACAUCAGCCCAAUAGGUAACUGAACUAUUCUGUGUAGCAUUGCCCCCAAAAUUAUGUCUCCCAGGAACCUCAGAAUGUGACCUUGUUUAGAAACAGGGUAUUUGUAGAUGUAGUCAGUUCAGUUAAAAUGAAAUCAUGCUGGAUUUCAGUAGGCCCAAAAUCCUUAAGAGAAAGCCAGGCAGAGACAGAAAGACAUAGAAGACCAUGUAAAGAUAGGGAACAAAAAACAAACAAAAAAAUAUCUGCGGCCACCAGAAGCUUGACGAGACUAGGAAGAAUUUUUCCCUGGAGUCUUCGGAGACACCUUGUCCCUUAAUUUCAGACAUCUGGCCUCCAGAACACUGAGAAUAAAUGUCUGCUCUUGUAAACCACCUCAUGUGUAGUACUUUGCAAUGGAAGCCCUAGGACACACUUAAUAGAAUAUCUUGGAUGUUUUUAUAUUCUUAGCUACCAUUGCUGUGCCUGGCAAAUAGGAGAGACUGUAUACAUUUUUAUUCAGUAUGCAGAUGAUUGAAUUAUAAGUUGUGGUUAAUUUCAUGGUAUUACCAUGUUUUAGUUAAGCUAGCUAUGGCCUUUAUAUUGAAUUCAAAACAAAGCAGUGGGAAUGCCACUUAGGGGUGUGAAACACUAGGGGAAAGCGUCCCUCCUGAACUGUUAAUUAACAAAGUCGAAGCAUGUGGAUGAGAAGAGAAGGAGGGAAGAAAGGAAGGAAAAGAAGAUUUGAGAGGCAAGGAAUACAGAUGCAUCAGCAUUAGAGAAUGACAGAGGCUUAUGCUUCUUAUAUUAUUCCUUCUUGGAAACAUAAGAUUUCUCUGUGCGGAAGGAAGAAAGUAUUUGAGCAAAGAGUUUGAAGACUUGAACAUUAUAGUAUUAAUGCCAAAUGCAACUCAAGACCAUGUACAACUCAUGAUUGUGGCUUGCCCGUAAUAGGUCCAGUAUAUUUGCUUUUGUGAUUAAAUCACAUCGAUGAAUGCCAGACAUUUCUGGUUUAUUUGUGACAUCUUCUGAAAGAUGAUGAUAGUGAAAAUGAUGAUGUGUUUAAUUUCAACAUCUGCUGAUACAUAGCAGCUGAUGUUGCAGUGUGGUGUAGCAGGUCAGUAGAACCCAUUUAUCAGAAUAGUGAUGGAAUUGGAAACAUGAAAGAUUAAAAUUCAUGAAAGACAAGAAAAAGAAUUUUUUUUCUAUUUUAAGGCUCUUGAUAAAGCAGGUUUUGAUUGAUUCAAAGAAGCAAAGGAAGCUCUUCCCUGCUCUGAGAUUACUGUGCCAAGCUGCCUUAGAUCUGGUCAUCUAGCUUACUGUCUGAGAAUGCCAGACAGUGAUUUAGUGCCUUUCUUCAGAUCUCCAUCAUGGUGAGUGGAGAAGUUGAAAGGAUGCCUGCAGGGAGACAAGAAUCAAUAAGCUUUUGAGGUCUAGGUGUGGCGAUGUCAGAACUAUCAUCACCUGCUUUCAGCAGCCCUGGUGUGUUGUUUCGUGUCAGUGACAAGUAUUCUGGAAUGCAUUUGAUUUGUGCAAAGAUGUUCCUCAACUUUGUCUACCAAAAAGUAAUGUUUAACUUUGACUCUUCCUAAAGGGAGUUAUUUUAUUUUUAUGGCAGGAUUGGACUCUGUUACCUCAAGGAAGGAAAAAAUGUUGGUGGCAGGAACAUUUCUAAAUGAAGAGUGUGGAGACUAGGAAAGCAAAUGUGGUUACUAUGAUUUUUGUAUAAUUGACCUUGCAGCUUUUUGCCUUCAAAAUACAGUUACUCCAUUUUAUGUAAAUUAGAAAAAAAUUAUAUCAUUUUUCUAGGAAUUUUAUUUAUCAUUCAAGUACUGGUAAGUUCAGUCAUAGGCCCUACAAAGGAAUUCUUUCAAGACAGUGACAGACGAAUGGUAGUGACCUCAGAAUUCUCUCACGGAAAAUGUUUCUUGAUGUUUCAAAAAAAUUACAACCAUCAUCAAAAAGGCAACUUCUAAGAGGGUGCUUUAACUUGUUCAUUUAAUAAACGAUAUUUUCCAGAAA